Lachancea thermotolerans CBS 6340 is the source of this 1824-nucleotide messenger RNA. RefSeq names its product rRNA-processing protein MPP10 (gene MPP10). The transcript has a single exon. Gene Ontology annotation, cellular component: sno(s)RNA-containing ribonucleoprotein complex; nucleus; small-subunit processome. Bases 1 to 1824 code for a protein of 607 amino acids. NCBI's taxonomy places the organism in Eukaryota, Fungi, Ascomycota, Saccharomycetes, Saccharomycetales, Saccharomycetaceae. Gene Ontology annotation, biological process: rRNA processing. The record is from RefSeq and is a predicted model, not a curated record.
AUGACCAGCUUCAUUAAUAAGAUCAGCGACAACCCCAUCAGCAUUAUAAGCGAAAAUGAGGACACUUCUACAGAUUCCUUAAGGCUAGUUAAGACAUAUAUUGACGACGUGAUUCUGUCUCAAAAAGCUCUGGACGGUAAAGUGUUGCUAGACGAGAUUGUAGUCGAGGGGCUUGACGCCAACCAAAUAUGGCAGCAAGUUAGGCUUGUGCUGGAAAAUAGUGGGCCCAAAUUAAUGGGCAAGAUUAGUACUAUACGGACAAGCUUAGCUGAGGUCAACGAAAGCGACGAAGAGAUCAGCUCAUCGGAAAGCUCUGAGGUUGAAGAAAACAAGGAAGAAGAACUUGAAGGCAUGAAUGAAUUUGACAGCGAUGAGUCAGAGAAGGUGGAUGCUAUAAUAACUACCGGACAGAGUGCCGGGCUUCCAAUCAACAAUAGCGAUGAUGAAUACCAUUCGGAAGUUAGAGAAGGACAUAAUUCAAACAGAGGUAGUGGAGAUGAAGGCAGCGAGGAGGAGGAAGGCGGUGCAAAUAACUCCGAUGGUGCAGAGGAGAUUACCGUGGGCCCAAAAAAGGACAGUUUUGGGCUUAACGAUGAAUUUUUCGAUCUUGAGGAGUUCAACAGACAGACUAUUGACAAUGAAAAUACUGCAGAGCCUGAUAAUGAGAUUAAUUAUUUUGAAGAUGUUCCGUCUGAAGAGGACGAGGAGGUAUUGUAUUAUGAUGACUUUUUUGAUAAACCAUCGUCUUCCAAACGCAAAGUCACAUCAGGUGGCGAUAAGCAGGUUAAGUUUGGUGAGCAUGGCGAAGACUUCCAUGAAAAUUCAGACGACGAAUAUGACCGUGCGAUGGAAUCAGCUAAACUUGACCUGUUUGCUGAGGUUGAAGAUGACGAGAUGAAGCCUGAAGUGGACCCAGUCUCUAAGCUUUCUACCUUUCAACGUCAGCAGCUCGACAUACAGAGGCAGAUUGCCCAGCUAGAAAAGGAGGCAGUAGCAGAGAAAAAGUGGGCCUUGAAGGGUGAGGUAAAAGCUGGUGAUAGGCCUGAAGAUGCUUUGUUGACAGAAGACCUUGACUUUGAACGAACUUCAAAACCUGUCCCUGUCAUCACAUCAGAUGUUACCGAAUCUUUGGAGGACAUGAUUCGUAGGAGAAUUCAGCAGAGAGAAUUUGAUGACCUUGCUAGGAGGGUUGAGGCCAAUCUGAAUUUCUCAUCCGCUAAACCUCAGUUUGAGCUGAGCGAUUCAAAAUCCUCUAAGUCUUUAGCGGAGCUGUACGAGAAUGAUUACAACAACAUACCACAAGACUCUGAGGUAUCAGAAGAGCUGAAAAAAUCGCACGCUGAGAUUUCCGACCUUUAUAGCAAGUUGGUCUAUAGUCUCGAUGCGCUGUCCUCUGCUCAUUUCAUACCAAAACCAGCGCAAAAAACACUUGAGGUUAGAGUUCAGACGCCUGCUAUCAAUAUGGAAGAUGCUCAGCCUCUGACAAUGUCAACGGCACCAACUCUGGCUCCUCAAGAAGUGUAUGCCCCUGGUGCCUCCCGCAGCACAAAUGAAAUUUCACUCAAAAACGGUGUUGUAAUGUCAAGGGAUGAACUGUCAAAGGACGAUAAGAAUAGGCUGCGCAGGGCGCUAAAGAGGAAAAGAUCCAAGAGAUUAGAAAACCAAUCCGGUCUCUCCCAGAAGAAGAGCAAAAAGGAUAGUGUGAUACAGACUUUAUCCAGCGCAAAGAAUGUGACUUUAAUUGACAAGAGAGGUGAUAAGCGGGAUGUCAAGGGAAAUAUUGUGAAGGAUGGGACCACAGGUAGAAAGAAUUUCAAACUUUAA